Messenger RNA from Tripterygium wilfordii, 4671 nucleotides. Its product is annotated as protein timeless homolog. Gene Ontology annotation, biological process: DNA replication checkpoint signaling; DNA repair; replication fork arrest. The record is from RefSeq and is a predicted model, not a curated record. The transcript has 21 exons. The coding region runs from base 297 to 4178 and encodes 1293 amino acids. Gene Ontology annotation, molecular function: DNA binding. NCBI's taxonomy places the organism in Eukaryota, Viridiplantae, Streptophyta, Magnoliopsida, Celastrales, Celastraceae. Gene Ontology annotation, cellular component: replication fork protection complex.
UAGCAGCACCAAAUUUCUCCACAAUCUCAAAACCCCGUCAGCCUAUCAGAUUCCGCCAUGUCGAGGUUUCCAGAAAUUCCUCCUAGUAUUGUCAGUACCAAAUCUCUCCACCUUCCCAAACACAGCCUUAAUCGCGCGGGAAGAUUUUCAGCAAGACUGGCGCCAUAAACAAUUAAACAAGCCGCAAUUCCUCGUCCACCUAUAGCAGACUCAAAGGUCAGAUCCGAUUUUCUCAUAUCCAACUUAUUACUAGUUUUUACAAAACCCUCAAUCGGAAUUCAUACUCGCAGUAGAGGAUGGACUUGCAAGGCUUAUCUCUGAUUUGUUCUGGUCUCGGUGUCGCUGAAGAGGACGAAAACGGCAAUCGCAUCGGCUACUUGAAGGGCGAAAACUGUCUAGAUAAUUUGAAGGAUUUAUUGAGAUUUUUGAGGCGUGAUGAUCCACAGACUCGUGAAGUAUUUAAACAAGUCUGUAGAUGGAACAUUGUGCCGAAAGAUUUGGUGCCAAUUAUGGAGCACUGUCAAGAUGAUCAUAGCUUGGUACUAAAUGCAGUAAAGGUCUUGGUGUUUCUUACCAUGCCCGUUGAACCUUCAUCCAGUGAUAUCCCUCAACAGAUAGAGUAUCUUUGGGGUUUGAAGUCUGCAAUUACAUGUAGUAACACUCUUGCAGUGGUUGUGUCCCUUCUUGAAGAUCCACUCCAAAAUUUGGAAAGUGAAUCGUUUACCGAGGAUGACUGGAAAUUGAUCCAGCUUGUACUCACUUUAUUUCGAAACAUUCUUGCCAUUCAAGACGUUUCCUCACUGCAAAAGGCUGGGAAUUCUGCUAGUCAAUUGUUGUUACUGAGAGAUAAAUUUCUGGAACUUCUGUUCCAUGAAAAUAUAAUGGACCUAGUUAUUGUUAUUACUCAACAUGUUGGCGGUUCUUGCGGCUAUUUUCGCCAAGAUAACUUACUUUUAUUGGAGAUUUUCUAUUAUGUUUUCAUUGGCCAGGAGCCAGAACUGAUAGCCAAAGCACAUUUAAAGGAUUCCAAGGUGGUAGAAAAAACCAAAGCAUCUUUUGAUAAUCUCAAGUCAAUUAUGGAAGAGGAAGAAGAGAAAAGAAAACUUUUCCGACAGCGGAAUAUGGGUCGUCAUUCACAAUUUAGUGGAGCUUUUGCACGGCUUACCAUGGAUGGUUCUAAAGCAGUGGUCAAAGGAAACCCUACUUCUGCUUCUUGCAAUGCUUUGCUUAAACCUCACAAAGUUCAACGUGGUCCAACUAAGAAGAUUGUGUGGGAUUAUGGUCGAUUAGCUUCAACUAAGGAUGACAUUUUGGAGUUGCUUCAUAAUUUUAUAGGCCAGUUUCUAGGAGGGGGUUACAAUGUUUUGAUGCGGUCAGUCCGAGAGGAUAUUGAAAAAGAAUGUCAUGGAAUUCAGAGCAGUGAUAUCAUAGUUUUCUUCCACGUUUCUCAUUUUGUUACUUCUUUUCAAUAUCACAAGUUUUUGAUCUCCAAGCCAGACAUGGAAACAGAUACUUCUCAAGUCUCUCCCAGCAAAUAUGCUGUUAGCACAGAAUUCAGAGGUGAUAUAUGUGGACCCAUUGCAGCGUCAAUGAAUGAGCCAAUGUUUCUAUUGGUCAUGUCAAGAUGGCGUGAUGCAUUUGAAGGCUUGAAGGAAACAAGCAACUACAAGUUCUUGUCUGCUGCGGGUUCUCUUAUGAAGACAAUGAUCCGCAUGUUAGAUUUGAUCCUUAAGUUACUGCCGGAAGAUUCCAGAGAGCCUCAAACAGCUCGCAUUAUGCUUUACAAGUUGUUCUAUGAUCAGACUGAUGAAGGAAUGACUCAGUUUCUGUUGAACCUGAUCAAAUCAUUUGACACUCACAAGCAACCAAAAAGUGAUCUUGCAGAUUUAGUGGAAAUGAUACAUGUAAUUGUAUGUCUUAUGGAGAAUCUUCAAGCACGUGGCACAUUACGGGUUUCCAAAAGGUCAAGGAAGGGUAGAAAAAAGAAAGCUUCAAAUGACAAGAUGCUAGCUGACAAUGAACUUUCUGUAGUCCAAGUCAAUCAGGUUGAGACUGGGAUCUGUAAUGGUGAGCGAUCAACAGAUUUGGGCUCAUCACAUAAGGAAAGGCUCACAAAUGCAGUUUGUAAUGGGAACGAAGACGUCAGUAUCCCAGAUAAGGUGGAUGCGCCUGAGAUAUCUGUGGUACCAGCAGUAAAUGUUGGAGCCGUUCUGCCACAAACGCAUAAAAGAAAGACUGAACAUGCUGACGAUCUUCUUAGUGGAAACAGUGAUUUGUCUGGUGAUGAGCUGCCAGCUGCAAAUGAUGAAGUUGAUUUCAAGGUCUCUAAGUUUAUUUCUGGAUUUGCACAAAGCAGCAUUAUUCAAAACUUGUGCUGGUUGCUUAAGUUUUAUAAGAGCAAUUCCAACAAUACCAAUCAUUACAUAAUCCGCAUGUUACGGAGGAUCACUGAUGAACUAGAACUGUCGCCAAUGCUAUAUCAGUUAUCACUCUUCACGACAUUCUAUGACAUUCUGGUUGAGCAGAAGUCACAUCCAUGUGAGCAAUAUGCGGAUAUUGUUGGUUUCUUGACCAGUUUGGUUAGAAAAAUGCUAAAGAAAAUGAGGAAUUUACCCUUACUCUUUGUGGAUGUUCUCUUCUGGAAGAAUCGAAAAGAAUGCCAUUAUAUUAAUGCUGAAUAUUUGUUGCACGAGGUUGGGAAUAUGAAGAAAAAGAGUAUGGCUUGGCGACUAAGCAAUGGAGAAACUGGGGCAUCACAUGCCGAUGGAUGGACUCACAAAAGCAUAGCAGAUGCGCUAGGAGAGGACGAAGCUGAUGUUAUGAUCUCCCAUGAGCUGGGAUAUCAGGAAGAGAAUGAAAACUUUGAUGAAGUGCAUGAGGGCGUCAAAUCUGUUUCAGGCUGUGAGAUUAGUGAGAGAGAAAAUGCUGACCACGAGAGACUUGUAGAAGAGAAAUCUGGACGGAUUUCUGGAAGAAAGAGAAGGCUUGUUCUAACUGAUGAGUUGGAAACGAAAAUCAAGGAUCUCUACGAGAAAUUCAAAGACAACUGGAACUGUAGCAGUCUCAUUGCACAAUCCCUAGAUCCUGAUGGCAAAAUUUCAGCGGCUCAAGUUUCCAACAAACUUGAGCAGUUAGGACUACAAGUUGUGCCGAAGAAAAGGGUGCGUCAUGCGGGAAUAUCUUUUCCGGCAGACUGUGAUCAACCUGGUAAAGAAGGAACAAAAUUUGAAGGAGAAACUGCUUAUGAUGAUUCAAUUGUAUCAGAAGAAGCCCCUUUAAGUCUGCAGCCCUUCAGGAAGACAAGAAAAAGAGUGUGUGCUUUCAGUGAAGAUGAGGAGGCUAUGGUUAAAACUUUAUUUGAGCAGUUUAAAUACCACAAGAGAUGCAGCUACAUGAUUGCAAAUGCACUGGAAACGAAAAAUACUAUCGCUGCGGCCCAAGUCUCUCAUAAACUGAAGGAACUUGGACUGCUUGUUCCUCGACGCAAGAGGUCUGAAUCAAGCAUGUAUCUGAGAGAUGAGGAACUUGAUGACUUUCCUCUGGGAAAAGGACAUGGUUCUGAUGACGAAACAUUGUUUUCCUUCAUGAAUAGGCCUAAAAACAAGGAUGGUGAUAGAUCAUCCCCUGAAGAGUUAUUAAAGUUGAAAGGUGAAGGAAAAUUGUUGGAUGAUUCUGAUGAUGAAAUCAUAAGCUCUGUUCUCCAGCGUAAAAAAAAGGAUGCCCAAAGACCAGUCUCUAAGGAGUUACCCAAUGAGAGCAGUGCAGGACAAUUCGUAAAUGCAUCCAAGGAUGAAACACUAAACUCCGGUCUCCAGAAAAAAAGGAAGUUACUUUCAAAGUCAAAGGAUGAGAAAGUCACAGCUGUAAUUGAUGAAAACUCCAGGAAGACAAUUUCCACACAGAGGGAUGUAACCAACCAGUUGAGCGGAAUCGAUAUCACAGUGAUUGACAUGGGUGACACUUUCAGCCAUAUCAGCCCUCAAGGCACAUCAGAGGCUGAAGUAGCUGACAGUAUCAAUGACAAUGGUGUUUCUUUACUUAAUGAUGUAGAUGAUUACCCAAAUCAUCAUAUGGAUGAUGAUUUGACAGAUUAUGGAAAUGAUACAGCUCCUCAGAGACGGAUGCAAAGUGCCGUACUUAGAAGGAAGUUGAGGGUGGUGGUUGAGGAUGAUGAUUGAGAGAAAGCAUGAGUAGGUCUCUCUCUCCCCAUCGCAAAAAUGCUUUGAAUAGGUAGUAUCUCAGUUGAGGAUGGCUAUAAGUUGCAUUAUUUUUCUGGAGUUGUGUCAAUUGAACUGGGAUAGUGUGUUUGCUACUGCUGCAACUCAUUAAGAUUUUUAUCAUCUACUGGUCAGGUAGUAUCCCAGGUGAGAGGUUUGACAUUUCUCAGCCUCCUGAACUUGUCACGUAACAACCUGUCCGGUGAAAUCCGAAGAGGUACCCAAAUCCAGAGUUCAUAAUUUGGCGAGUUGAGCUGAACAUGGAAAAAGAGCUAAAUCAGAUGAUCGGUUUGUAGGAUAUAAGUGGAUAUUAUGGCACUUGUUCAUAAUUUGGUGAGAGUCCCAAAUUGGAUUGUAACAGCCGAAAGGCCAAAGACUUUUGAUACGUAUUGGAAGCAAAGAAGCCAUCAACUUACGAAAACUAACCUAUUUUUCACUGUUAACAUAGUGUUCA